AUGAGUGAACGCCCGCAGCCUCUCAAGGCAAUCAAUAGGUUUUUCGAUGGCAAGGAGCCAUGGCAGAUCGUUACUAUGACUGCAUCAUCUAUAUUGGCUAUUGUUUGGGCAUCAAGUCUUUAUAAUGCCAGAGAGAGUCCUACUACAAGACUCCGUAAGCAGUUCUUUCGAUGGUUGCGACAUGUUCCGAUGGUGAGGCGGAAGAUUGAGGAGAAAAUGGCAGAGAUCCAAAGGGAUUUCCGCAAGGAUGUGGCAAAGAGAUUAGCUGGCACCGUCAUCAGGCGAGAACUACCUGAAAAGGGUCUCACGGCAGAACAAGUGGCAGAGGAAGUCAGAGUCCAUGUAAAUUUGGGCUCAUACGACUGGAAGAACGGUAGCGUAUCCGGCGCCGUGUACCACUUGAGUGAAGAAAUCUCGCGCGUGGCGAGCGACGCGUACGCUCUCACCGCUUACACUAACCCGCUGCAUUCUGAUGUGUUCCCGGGCAUCAACAAGAUGGAGUCCGAGAUCGUUCGCAUGGCCAUCAACCUAUUCAACGGGAACGAUGGAUGCUGCGGUACGGUGACGACUGGUGGCACGGAGUCUAUAAUAAUGGCAUGCAAGGCGUUCCGCGACCUUGCCUACGACAAUGGCAUCACCAACCCCCAGAUUGUGGUCCCUUCGACGGUGCAUUCUGCCUUCGACAAGGCAGCGCAGUACUUGGGGCUGUCCGUCAAAACUGUGCCUGUUGAUCCGGAGACGCUCUGUGUCGAUAUUGAUGCUGUGAGGAGAGCCAUCGGGAGAAGAACUUGUUUGAUAGUGGGCUCAGCGCCAAACUUCCCGUACGGUACAAUGGACGACAUCGCCGCGCUGUCAGCGCUGGCGUGCGAGUACUCGGUCCCCUUGCACGUGGACGCGUGCCUGGGCGGGUUCGUGGCCGCCUUCAUGACGGAGGCGGGACAUCAUAUCCCCGCCUUCGACUUCAGGCUGCCCGGUGUGGCCAGUAUAUCAGCUGAUACUCAUAAGUACGGAUACGCACCGAAGGGGACUUCAGUGAUACUGUAUAGACACGAGAAGUACCGCCAUUGUCAAUAUACAGUCACUACCGAGUGGCCCGGCGGUGUCUACGGCUCGCCUACAGUCAACGGCAGCAGAGCGGGCGGUUUAAUAGCGGCAUGUUGGGCCACCAUGAUGUACGUGGGGAGGGACAGAUACGUGCAGAUGACCCAUGAGAUCAUCACUACCGCCAGAUACAUGGAGAAAGAGUUGCGUAAGAUCGAAGGCAUAUUCGUGUUCGGCAAGCCGGCCACGUCUGUGGUUGCGUUCGGCUCGAAACAGUUCGACAUCUUCAAGCUGGGGCAAGCGCUGAGCGAGAAGGGCUGGAGUUUGAGCGCCUUGCAGUUCCCUUCUGGACUGCAUAUAUCGGUGACUCACGCGCAUACUCAGACGGGUGUAGCAGAUCGGCUCAUAGAAGACGUGAGAGUCGCCGCCGCCAAAUGUAUGCGGAGCGCCGGAGCCCCCUGCACCGGAAAGAUGGCGUUCUACGGCGUGGGUCAAGAGAUUUCCGACAGAAGCCUCGUGUCGGACAUCACCAAGUAUUUCAUAGACUCGAUGUACUACCUCCCGAAACCCGGCGACGACGAAUAG
Messenger RNA from Chilo suppressalis (striped riceborer), 1626 nucleotides. The record is from the annotation of a GenBank genome assembly. Lineage: Eukaryota; Metazoa; Arthropoda; Insecta; Lepidoptera; Crambidae.